GCCCCUCCUCCCUAUGACGUCAUGGGUUGUUUACAAAAUCUGAAAUCCAAAAAUGCCGCGCGUCAAGGAAGAGGAAAUGCUGCAGCUCAUCAUUAAAUACAUUGAUGUGCUAGAAUACCCAGGCAUGGAGACCCUAGAACCAAGCUGGGUGCAGUCAGUACUCCUCAUGGCAGGGGGUCGGAGGCUGAAUCUGCUCAUGUGGGUCCUAGAGCAGUUCUCUCCUGCAGAGGCUGUAGAAGUGCAAGCAUUGCCCCAGACGCUGCAGAUGCAAAGAAUACUUCAGACGCUGUCCGCUCUGGGGGUUUGCCGUCCGGGAGAUGCAGAGGUAAUUGAGGGCAAUGCGCCGCCAGGGACCCAGUACAAGUUUUGGCUAGGAUGCCUGGAGAGCAUUUACAACCUUCGCCGAUUCCCGCCCCUCCCUGCACACCAGCAGUCCGAGUCUUAUGCUGCCGAUAGCCUUAUGGACCAGAUGUCCCAUUCACCGCAUUUGCAGUUAAUUCUGAAGGAAGGUGGUGUGAACGUAGUCCCAGGUGACCAGAGGGAAAAAUACCGUGCUUGGUGUAAAUACGGCCAGCGCAUUCCCAUUUCUGAGCUGCUGGGUGAGACGGAAGAGAAGCUCAAGGAGUGCCAGAAAAUGUACGAUGCUAUGGACAACAGAUGGAAGGCUGAAUCGUCCUCAGACCCAAAAGAACUUCCGACCAAAGUGUGCAGCAGCAUAGCGAUUUUGGCAAACAGCAAGAACUACUGCAAGCAGUUGGAGCUGCCCAACACUGGUCCACUCAUUCAUGAAGCCAAUACAAAACUGGCAGCGCUAACCAAGUGGGUGGAUACAGGUUUUGGUCUUAAAGGCGACACAGGAUGCGUCCAACAUAUGUGA
Messenger RNA from Penaeus monodon (black tiger shrimp), 877 nucleotides. RefSeq lists its product as uncharacterized. The transcript has 8 exons. Gene Ontology annotation, cellular component: HAUS complex. NCBI's taxonomy places the organism in Eukaryota, Metazoa, Arthropoda, Malacostraca, Decapoda, Penaeidae. The record is from RefSeq and is a predicted model, not a curated record. Bases 53 to 877 code for a protein of 274 amino acids. Gene Ontology annotation, molecular function: microtubule minus-end binding. Gene Ontology annotation, biological process: centrosome cycle; spindle assembly.